Trypanosoma cruzi is the source of this 425-nucleotide messenger RNA. Its product is annotated as mucin TcMUCII, putative. Lineage: Eukaryota; Euglenozoa; Kinetoplastea; Trypanosomatida; Trypanosomatidae. The annotation marks the transcript as partial. The transcript has a single exon. The record is from RefSeq and is a predicted model, not a curated record.
AUGAUGAUGACGUGCCGUCUGCUGUGCGCCCUGUUGGUGCUCGCCCUGUGCUGCUGCCCGUCCGUGUGCGCGAAAGACACUGAACUGGUUCCGAAUUCAGGCUCUAAUGGAAAUAUUUCUAGUCUGCCGUCCCAUGCACCAGCCACUAAUUCAGCUUCGGUGGCCCCAGGAAUUUCAAACAAGAACGCGACGCCUGGGGAUCCUGCCGACGUCGGUCCAUCGCCCUCUCAACGAGAGGCAGUAUCACAGGUGACCGCUCCGUCAGGGCCGCCGAGUAAUGGGCUCGGUGCGGAACCGGGAAAAGUUGGUGGAAAGGGAUCAGAAUCAAAAGACACGAUCGAUGUGCAGCAGGGAGAAGAUAGCGACGACAAGGCAGGAACAGAAAUUGACACGAAUACAUCUGCAGACCAAAAGAUAAGAACGCC